UAUGUACAUGUAAUAAAGGGGCAGAAUAUGUUUGUUGUAACAUCCUCCUCCUUAUACAGUUUUUAAAAACUUCAAACAUAUGAAUAAUCAAACCAUCAAAGAUAAGCAUAGGAUUUCUUAAACAUUGCAGAUUAUCUUAAUUCUACUGAGUAUCAGCAUUCCUUCUUUAAAAAUCAGUAACAUUAUGCACAUUCAUUAUCUUUUUUAUGGUCAUAAUUGAUUUAGCAUUUAUUUUUAUAUGUAACUUAAUUUUACUUUUAGAUAUAACACUAUCUGUAUAUAUGCGUAAAGGCUUGAAACUACUGCAGGGGCUUUGGUCUUGUAGAGUGUUAAGCAUUAACAGUUCUUCUGUUAUAAACCGUUCUCCAAGUUUUCUGCAUUGUAACAUAGUCACUACAUCAAAGGCAAGCAUGAAGUUUCUCAAUCAAAUCGAAGCACAAAACAUAGAUAUUGAAUUGUUCAAUGAUUAUAAAUACACAAUAGAACAACUUAUGGAACUUGCAGGCCUGAGUGUCGCAAGUGCAGUUGCAAAGUCGUUUCCGACAGACUCUUUGUCAAAUCCAAGCAAAAAAGUGUUGGUUUGUUGUGGGCCAGGAAAUAAUGGUGGUGAUGGAUUGGUUGCUGCAAGACAUUUAAAGCUAUUUGGCUAUGUUCCAGAAGUGUACUACCCAAAAAGACCAAACAAGGACCUAUUCAACAACCUCACGAUACAAUGCAAACGACAAUUCAUACCCUUUCUUGACGACAUGCCGGAUGCUAGUUACGUAAAUGAAAAUUAUAACUUCGUACUUGACGCCAUAUUUGGGUUUAGUUUCCGUGGAGACGUUCGGCCGCCGUUUGAUUCGAUCAUAGAUAUACUAAAAACCGUUUCGAUACCACUCGCAUCAGUUGAUAUCCCAUCAGGAUGGAAUGUUGAGAAUGGGAACUCAGAUGGGAUCAAACCCGACGUUUUAAUAUCAUUAACCGCACCAAAAUUAUGCGCAUCAAAAUUUAAAGGCGAACAUCAUUACUUAGGCGGAAGGUUUGUACCCAAGGCGCUGGAAGAAAAAUAUCACUUAGACUUGCCUUACUUUCCUGGCACGGAUUGUGUUGUAUUGUUACCGAAAAUUAAAUGAGCGAGCGAGGAUAUAUAUUUAAACAGAUGAUAUUUAAGCAGAUUGUGGAUAGAAAGGGAAAAGUAGACGAACCUCGACGCUGUGCAAGUCAGAUACUAAAUUAUAUUAAUAACGAUGAGGUGACGUAAUUUGCAAGACUUGAUGAAGGUCGUUCUGGAAGUGUUUUCUUUUAUCGAGAGUAAAUAUAUUUUUAGAGUA
Molecule: messenger RNA, 1313 nt
Organism: Hydractinia symbiolongicarpus
Lineage: Eukaryota; Metazoa; Cnidaria; Hydrozoa; Anthoathecata; Hydractiniidae
Product: NAD(P)H-hydrate epimerase-like
Exons: 4
Coding region: 207-1115 (302 amino acids)
Cellular component (GO): mitochondrion
Molecular function (GO): NAD(P)HX epimerase activity
Source: RefSeq, a predicted model, not a curated record